Molecule: messenger RNA, 3121 nt
Organism: Tarenaya hassleriana
Lineage: Eukaryota; Viridiplantae; Streptophyta; Magnoliopsida; Brassicales; Cleomaceae
Product: auxin response factor 1
Exons: 16
Coding region: 838-2802 (654 amino acids)
Biological process (GO): regulation of DNA-templated transcription; response to hormone
Cellular component (GO): nucleus
Molecular function (GO): DNA binding; protein binding
Source: RefSeq, a predicted model, not a curated record
UUCUAUCUACAAUAUAUACAGUUUCUCUGUGUUACUGUGCAUCAUUUUGAUGAUUGUGAUAGCAAUUCCAAUCCUUCGUCUCUCUAGAUUUUUUACUGUUCCUAUCAUUUUCAUCGUUGUCUUUUCUGGGUUCUUGGAACCCUAGCUGGUUUCGAUCGAUUUGUUUGGAUCUUGGGAACAUUCGGGUUGAGUAAAAGGUUUGAUUUUGAUUUCUGGGUCUGCUUCUUUCUGUCGAUUGAUGUGUGAGAUGCUGUUUGGUUGCGUAGUAAAUGCAGGAAAAUGAGGAGACUUUCGAGCUUCUUGGUCGGAUUUUGUGCUCUGGAUCUAUGUCGUGACUUAGUUGGAUUUGAUUUUGGGAGUGAUCUAGGUCAAGGAUCAUCACUGAGUUACAGAUCCGAAAUCCAAUACCUUUUCACUUUCUGAUUUUGGGUUUUUUCUGAAUCUCCUCCCUUCCAACCAUUGUAUAAGAGAUGCAUCUAAAUUGGUAUUUCUCCUUCGUGUCUACUCAACGUUGAUUCGUUUUGUUUCCGGGUGCUUGGAGUUAGCCCGUAGCUUUCACUCCCUUUCUUCCCAACUAACGCUGGUGGCUCUGUAUGAGAUUUGAGUCUGUAGGAGAAGUACUGAUUCAAGAAUCCAAUCCGUAUUUUUUCUGGCUUUCGCUUUAUGGUGUUCUCUUACCCCUUUGUCUCAGUUGCUAGUACUGCUCUCCUAUGUCGGUGAUAGGUUUUGAGAAGCCAAUUCUUUUGGUGGACAUGAUGUAAAGCAGAGUAGAUGCUUAACUAGCUGAUGUUAUUUUUUCGGUAGAUUGUCUUCAUCUUCAGAUUUAAGUGGACCCAAAUGGCAACAGCUAGUAAUAAUCCAUCUGGAAGACCAUGUGGAGGGAAAUCAAAUGAUGCUUUAUAUAGGGAGUUAUGGAAUGCCUGUGCUGGACCUCUUGUAACCUUACCUUGUGAAGGCGAGCGUGUUUACUACUUCCCAGAAGGUCAUAUGGAGCAGCUCGAGGCAUCGAUGCACCAGGGCUUGGAGCAGCAAAUGCCUUCGUUCAAUCUUCCGUCUAAGAUUCUCUGUAAAGUCAUCAAUGUUCAGCUUAGGGCUGAACCUGAAACUGAUGAAGUUUAUGCUCAAAUAACCUUGUUCCCAGAAGAAGAUCAAAGUGAAGUUACAAGCCUAGAUGCCGCAGUCCCGGAACCAGAAAAGUACACAGUACAUUCAUUUUGCAAGACACUGACUGCUUCAGAUACAAGCACACAUGGUGGAUUCUCUGUUUUACGAAGGCAUGCUGAUGAUUGUCUUCCUCCAUUGGAUAUGUCCCAACAACCACCAUGGCAGGAACUGGUUGCAACUGAUUUGCAUGGAAAUGAAUGGCAUUUUAGGCACAUUUUCCGCGGCCAACCGAGGCGGCAUUUACUUACUACUGGGUGGAGUGUAUUUGUGAGCUCAAAAAAACUAGUGGCUGGUGAUGCUUUCAUAUUCUUAAGGGGUGAGAAUGGGGAGCUCCGGGUCGGUGUUAGGAGGCACAUGAGACAACUGACCAAUAUGCCAUCCUCUGUUAUCUCAAGUCAUAGCAUGCAUCUUGGGGUGCUUGCUACUGCUUCUCAUGCCAUGACCACCGGAACUAUCUUCUCUGUCUUCUACAAGCCAAGGACAAGUAGGUCAGAGUUCAUUGUGAGUGUCAAUAGGUAUCUUGAAGCUAAGAACCACAAGUUGUCUGUGGGGAUGCGUUUCAAGAUGAGAUUUGAGGGCGAGGAAGCUCCUGAAAGAAGGUUCAGUGGCACAAUUGUUGGUGUGAAGGAAAAUAAAUCCACCGUAUGGUCUGAUUCAGAAUGGAGAUCGCUAAAGGUUCAAUGGGACGAAACUGCAUGUGUAUUGAGGCCGGAAAGAGUUUCGGCUUGGGAAAUUGAGCCCUUAGUUGCGGUAAAUACGAAUCCUUCCACGAAUUCUCAGCCACCACAAAGGAACAAACGGUCAAGACCUCCUCCUGGCAUGUGGAAAUCCUCUGCAGAAACUCAAUCUUCGAGGCCGUUUUUUUCUCCUCCUUCCAAGACUUCUCCUUUUGUCUUUGGUGGCAACAUAUCACAUGGUGUGGUAUCAAGUGGCUCAGCCUUUUGGCCCAACCGGGUAGAUAGUGCAGUUGAAUCUGAAGCUUCAGCCUUUAACAAAGAAUCCACCGUGAAAAAGAAACAGGCUACUGGAAAUGUCUGCCGGCUUUUUGGAAUAGAGUUAUUCGAGAAUGGUAAUGCGGAAGAGUGUUUCUCCACGGCGUCUGUGUCAGGAGCAGCUCUGGUCGAUCAACCUGUCCUGUCUAAUGAGUUUGACUCUGACCAGCCAUUGGAUGUCAACCGAUCCGAUCUUCCUUCUUCGGGAAGUGAUCAUGAGAAAUCCUCACAGAGAUCUCCUCAGGAGCUGCAAAGCAGGCAGAUACGUAGCUGCACGAAGGUGCACAUGCAAGGCAGUGCAGUAGGGAGAGCGGUUGAUUUGACGAGAUUGGAGUGUUACAAAGAUCUGUUCAAGAAGCUGGAAGAGAUGUUUGACAUUGAAGGUGAACUCUUAGAGUCCACGAAAAGGUGGCAGGUUGUAUACACUGAUGAUGAGGAUGACAUGAUGAUGGUCGGUGAUGAUCCAUGGCAUGAAUUCUGCGGAAUGGUGAGAAAGAUAUUCAUCUAUACAACGGAGGAAGUGAAGAAACUAUCAGCAAAGAUAAAGUUUGCUGAAAGGGGGGAAGCAGUGCUGCCGUCAAAAGCAUGUGGGGAGGAGGAGACAGGGAACAUGGAGGACAGGUCGUCAUCGGUAGUUGGAUCGUAGAUGCUUACUGUUAUGCUCCAACUGCAGUUUCCACUUUGAGGUCUUAGGAAAAGGGUAAGUAAGUAGCAGAGUGAAGGAAAUAAGAGGGAGAGAGAGAGAGGGGUUCUUGUUUUGUGUACAGCAAAUGCCAAUGAAGCAGCGGUGAUGACUGAGAGAAACAAAAGGGGUUGUUGGGUUUAAGUCUCUCUAAGUGUUUUCUUUCUUCUCAACUUUGAUCUGUUCCUGUGAGAGUAAGUAAUGGAUGGAGUGGUGCUCUUUCACUUGUAAGUUUUGGACACAACUGUGUUGUGGAUUAAUGCAAAAGGUUUUAUUUUAUCUU